AGAAAGCAUCAUGGCGGCAACACUUUAGAAAAAGAUUACCGAGAUUUUUUCUUCGACGUAUUUCUCGUCCGGAAAGUUGUUGCCGCUGCUACUUCGAGGUGUUUUUGAGCAAAGAUGGACAGGGGAAAGCUUGGUGGUCCGAGGAAGACCAAGCCGAAAGGCCCCCCUCCCACAGGAGAGCUGAUAGCCCUGGGCAGCAAGCCGACCCCUGGGCUGGUCACCGACCCCAAACUGCCGUCACAGCAGCGCAAAGCUUCAGGGACUUCCUCCACCCUGAUGCCAUCUUCCUCCUCAGCGUUUGCAGCCAAGAAGCCAAAACUGGGUGUGCUCACUCCCCUGGGCAGGCCGGCUGAGGGGCCCAAAAAACCUCUGGUGCCAGCCAGGGAGUCAUCUGUCGCUCCUAUACUAGGUAACACACACAAACAAGACGGGCCCAAGAAACCUCUGGUGUCAGCCAGGCAGUCGUCUGUCGCUCCUAUCCUGGUUCCUGCAUCCGAGCUGAUUGACGCCAUUCUUGACGCGGAAGCAGAGAACAACGACGAUCGUGUGGACAGUCUGAUCGUGGGGGCCAUCAACACCCUCAAGUCCAACAAAGCCAAGCCUGACCAGGGCGUGUUCCUGAGUCUCAUGUUCCUCGCCAAGACUAAACCGCUCAUCUUCCUCAGUGAAGGGGUCACAGAAUCGUUUUGCAGCCUGUUGAAGAGAGAUGUUUCCUUUAACUUCAAGUCGAAGGGGAACCCACUAGUGGUGGUGCUGACGUGUAACAUCCUCAUGUCUGCCUACCAGGAGGAGGACAACUGGCCUGACAACUUCGUUAAGGUGUUUGUAGAAGACUCCCUGGGAGAGCGAGUCUGGGUGGACAACCCUGAGUGUAGGGAGUUUGUAGCCAACAUCCAGACAGCCUUCAGCACGAGGCUGCCUCCCAAGUCUGGUCUCACUCCUGAACUGGGCAGCAGGCCUCCCUCAUCCACUCCUGAACACUGCCCCAGCCCCACCCAGUUUGGUGAUGAUGAUGACAAAAGUUCGGACGUGUCGGAAGGCCUGACCACCAGCGAGCGGCUGACCCCAGACGACCAGACCAUCACUCCAAGGUACACAUUUAUGCAGGAGAGCAUCGAGGGUUACAUCCUGGACACGCUGAAAGACCAGCUGACUCGUCGCCAGGCCAUGGACAACCUGUCGCGUAACCUGAUACGCCUGAUGACCGUGACCUGUGGGUACGCAGAGGUCAGACUCAUGGCCGUGCAGCGCCUCGAGAUGUGGCUACAGAACCCUAAGCUGACCAGACCUGCCCAGGAGCUGUUGAUGUCUGUGUGUCUGAACUGUGUGACACAGGACCCACAGGAUGUGGAGGUGGUCUCCGCACUUAUCCGAGUCCGGCUAAAGACCAAACCGCUCAUCAACCACUAUAACUCAUGCAUGAGAGAGUUACUGAACGCCCACCCAGAGAACCUGUCCCUGGUGCUGAAGCACACCAUCUACAACGAGCUGUCCAACUCCAGAAACCCCAACAACAUGUCACUCCUGGCCGUCCUGUUCCAACACAGUCCAGAGGAAGCUGCUAAGUACCUAGCAGUGGUGUUCCAGGAGCUGCUGACUAACCGUGAAGACUACCUGCGUGCCGUGCGCGCUCUGCUGCGGGAGAUCAUACGCGCGCUGCGGGGCGACCUCAACUUCGCAGCCUUCUGCCGCAGCCUCAUGCAGGAGCGCUCCGAACCGCAGUUCACGGACAUGGAAGGUCAUCUCAAGGAGCGCCUGCUGCUUCAGCUGACCGACCUGAUCUGCCUCGGCUGUCUGCUGAGCGUGACAGCAACUGUCAAGGAGGCUGCCUCUGCUGUCUCAAGGGGAGACAAGAAAGUUGAUGUGGAGACCCUGCGAAGGUUCCAGCUACAGUCAUCAGUUAUCCAGCGGGACUCUGUCUGGUGGCUCCACACCAUCGCUCCUGGCAUGUUUAAACUCAACUCUACUGACUACGUGCAAUGUAUCCAGAAAGUGCUGUUUAUGGAGUCAGCCGAGUCCUACUACAGUAAGGACAACUGGCCACCGGAAGGGGAGAGAGCAUAUCUGCUGCGGCUAGUUUCGGAGGUUCCUGUACAGGAAGACACCCUGAUGAGACUGCUGGUGAUCGGACUGUCCCGAGACUUACCCCUUAGCGCUGUGGAAGCUUUGGACCUUGCAGAUCAGGUGGUGAGGAGGGCAGCAUCACUCCAGUCUCCAGGUCACGCUGCCUGGGAGCACUACCCUCAGCUCAAGUGCUUUAUGGAGAUGGUCAUGACAAAUGACUAUGACUGGCCACCGGGAACUCUGGCUACUGAGGAGAAGAAGGCAGAACUUAUCAACAAGGAGCUGCAGAUCUGUGAGCUGGAGAAGCAGGAGAUUCUGGAGUUUGAGAGUCACCUGGCAGCAGCUUCCACUAAAGUCUCCAUCACCGAGGCCAACAGUCUCCUCAUCUCACAACUCAUCUCCAUGGACCCCAGUGGUGUUGCCCGCAGACCACCUCCCUCCAUCCUGCAGCAGCUGAGGAGUCUGAACAAGUCCCUGAAGCUGGGGCAUUUACUCUGUCGGUGCCGCAAUCCUGACUUCCUACUGGAUAUCAUACAGAGACAGGGUACGUCCCAGUCUAUGCCGUGGCUUGCGGAGCUGGUGGAGAGUUCGGAGGGGUCGAUGGAGGUCCUGCCGGUCCAGUGUCUGUGUGAGUUCCUCCUCCAUGACAUCGGGGAGGAGGCUGCGGAGCAAGAGGAUGAGGAACUACAGGAGAUGGAGAGGACCAGGGCAGAGGGGGACAGGCUCAAACAGAAGUCCCGUAAGCAGGACCAGCUUCGUCGCAGACUACAGACGCUUCUGUACGGCCCCGACUCACAGCCCAACGAGACACACGAGGUUCUGCAGUACUUUCUACGGAGGCUGGGAUCGCAGCAGAGGGCUGCCAGGAACCUGGCUGCUAGGGCACUGUCGAUGCUUCUGUCUCCAAGAGCCCCUCCCAGACCGCGCUCAUCCAAAGACUCGUCCACCAGCGAAGCUCCCGAGCUGGACAAGGAGACGGCAGCUGUGGAGGAGGAGGAUGCGGUAACCAUGGUGACGGAGGAUGGGUCGGGGACGUGUCCUCCGGAGCUGAAGGGUUUCCAUUGGCUGCUGGUGGAGCUGCCCAAACUGCCACAUUUUGGCAUCGUCCUGGCAACAACGGUGUACGCACUGCGACAGGCAUGUCAGACGGAGACAGACCCCAUGGCUGUGAGUGCCUACAUGCUGUUCCUAUCCCAGCAUGCACCUCCUGUGGUCAGCGACAUGGCCGACUUGGCACUGGUAAUGAUAGUGGAACGUCCCACCAUCAUCAGUCACCUGAUGCCGCGCGGGGUCGGAGGUCGAGACGAGGCUGACAUCGCCUUCUGCGCUCUGCUCGCCAUCUACAUACAGUACUUCAAGAUGGUGCUGCAGCCACAGGGCGAGCCUGCAUGGUCGGAGUCACAGGACCAGAUCUUUCUGCGCUGGAGCACCGGAGAGGGGGCCACCAUGCACAUCCUGGUGGUGCAUGCCAUGAUCAUCCUCCUCACAUACGGGGAACCUAGAGGAGAGAAUGAGUACAGCUGGUUGCUGGAGGUCUGGUUCCCGAUCCAGGGUCAGCCGCCGGCCGCGUACCUGGUGGACACAUCAGAGGAGGCCCUCCUGCUCCCUGAUUGGCUGAAGCUCAGGAUGAUCAGGUCACAUGUCCAGAGACUGGUGGAUGCUGCCCUGCUUGACCUUGACCCUGCCCAGCUGGUUCUAUUUGUGCAGUCAUUCGGCAUCCCCAUGGACAGUAUGAGCAAACUACUGAUCUGCCUGGACGAGGCCGUGACUCACAACCCUCUCGCCAUGCAGCAAGCCGUCGUGGACAAAGACCCCUCCUACAUGAGCCAGCUGGUCGAGGUGCAGCACAUGCGGGGUGUGGUUGGAGGAGAGAAGUUCAAGGCUUUCCUCAACGACCACGGGUCUCUGUCCACGGGAGCUGUGGCAGAUGUGGAGAUGACUUCACCUGUGGAGGAAGAGAAAGGGUUGUCAAGGCGACCACAGCCUUCCUACAGACCACCAUCUACAGAAGCUGGCUGGAUGCAAGAAAUUGUGAAGCUGUUCCCAGUUGACCCCGGAGCCCAGGUCACUUCGGCCAUGAAGAAGGACAUUGUCAAGGGCAUCCAGCUGGGUUUGGCCAAGGAGAUUUCCUCCAUCACGCGAGGUGAGGAGCACAGAGAAAGUCUCGGGGACGUUCUGAUCGCCACCAUCCUACAGUUGUGUGGGGGAGACUACAGUAUACCUUUUACAUCCAGUCUUCAUCAGAACUCUCACCUGUCCUGCCCCAUCUUCAGACUACUCAUGGCACGAGAGGUAAGACUUUCUCACCUACUUUCUCACCUGUGUGUUCUCACCUGUGUGUUCUCACCUGUGUGUUCUCACCUGUGUGUGUGUUGGGGGGGAGACUACAGCAUACCCUUCACAUCCAGUCUUCAUCAGAACUCUCACCUGUCCUGUCCCAUAUUCAGAUUACUUAUGGCUCGAGAGAACGUUCUGCGGAAGAAGAGCCAGUCAUCCGGGUUUCCUGCGCUGGUGUCUCGACUGGUGAAGUACCACAGUAGCAGGGGUACCCUGACCACGGUACUGAAGCAGUACCAUCGACAACUGGCCCCGGUACAGAAGGACAUCAAUGUUCUGUCAGCGUUGCAGGCAGUCCUAGAGGCUCCUUACCAACAUCAGCAGAACUUGGUUAGGCAGGCCAUCGCUGCUGUCAAACACGCCGACCCCAGUCAGCCACUGGACUUCAGCCUGGUACACAGAGUGUGCGCCCUGCUGUGCAGAUUUAACUCUCCUCUCCUGGAGGAGUUUCUGGUGGCCUGUCUGACCCUUGGCCUCAGGCUGGCCCCAGGGGAUGCUGGGAAGGGUGAGGAGGUCGUGACCCCGAGCCACACCCAGCUACUGGCCAGGAUGCUGAUGGAACAGAGGGGGGUGUCAGCUGCAGGGGGCAGGGUUCCGUCACCAGUGUCGGGGCUGCUUGUGGAUUGGUUGGAGACGUCGGACACCGAGAUCGUGGCCACCUGUCCCGAACGCCAGCUGCACCUCCUGUUCUCUCGCGACGGCGGAGGCAGCGCAACGCAGCCCUACCUGCUGGCUUUACUAACCCACCAGACAAACUACGACACUCUACACAGGUGUACUGACUUCUUACUGCAGGGACAAGACAGGGACAGAAUCAACUCCACAGCUGCGCUGGACUUUCUGUGGGCAUGUAUCCACAUCCCUAAAGUGUGGCAGGGCAGGGACACCAAAGUGCCACAGAGAUGUCUGGACAAGGAGAAGAUCCUUCAGCUCAAGCCAGCCCAACUCUGCAGUCUGGUGGAUUACAUCUUACAGGAGGCUGUUGAGUCGUGCCGCUCGACCUCGGAUGACCCCAGGGCGUCGCUGUCGGACAGCAUCCAGGCCAGGCUACCGCUGCUGCUGAGCUGUUGCCAUGGCAACAGGAAGGAGAUCUCGUCCGAAGUUCUGACCUACCUGCAGAAGAAGAUGGCAGGACAAGACAAGGACAGUGUUAUUGCCAUGGCAACCAGGCAGUUCCUCCUCCUCCUCUACAUCAGGGCACCCCACAUGCACACCCACGAUUCCGUGUCAGAGGUCAUCUCCAUGGAGAUGGAGGCUGCCAAGGGUUCUUAUGUGCAGCUGGAUAGUUUCACCCACCGUCUGCUGUCAGUACUGGGGAACUGUGAGGCAGGGAAGGUGUGUGAAGACAGGAUGUAUGACACCAACAUCCUCUGUAGGAAACUGGCCACGGUGCACCCUGCACUGCUGCUUAGGUACUGUGAGUCUGGGAAGGUGUGUGAAGACAGGAUGUACGACACCAACAUCCUCUGUAGGAAACUGGCCACAGUGCACCCUGCACUGCUGCUCAGACAACUCCCGAUGAUCGCUGCCCUCCUGCGAGGUCGAGUCCACCUGAACUUUGAUGAGUUCUUCCACAGACAUCACUUCCUGUUCUUCACCCACGUCUUGGGCCUCCUGGAACUGCUGGUGCCACACGUCUUCCGCAAGGAGCAUGUCUUGGAAGAUGUUUUGGAGUCCUAUUUCGACCUUCUUAAGGAACACUACUCGAGCAGGAGAGAGCUGGGUGCCCUGGUGAACAAAGUUAUCCAGUUCCUGCACCAGUUUACCUCAAGUGACCCCCAGAGAGCUGUGGCAUUAUUGCAAAAACACUCUGUGACAUUACAUCACGUCUCCAAGCAGUACCCGGACCUGUCCCUGCUGAAGUCUCUCCUCGCCGGCAUCUCUCUCCCCUCAUCCUCCUCUGACUCCCUGGAGGAGACAUCCUCAUCCUCGUCAGCCAAGGAGGGAGGGCUGCCGGAGACGGGAAGAGCCUCUCCCAUCCCAUUGGUUGUUCCGCCUGCCUCCGGCACCCCCUGGACAGCCGUUCAGCUGGCUCCUUUCCUGAAGAGGAUAAAGAAAGGCCAGGAUCAUGAUGAUGUUCUGAAGGUCCUGCACGACCUUGAGCAGACCUCCAAGAGGCGGGUGGACGUCCUUGAACACUUCCUGGCUGACUUGAAGAGGCUAAUGUCAGACAGCCACGAUGACUGUAGAAACAUCGCGCACAACCUGGUCAUGAGACACAUCAAGAGUGAACCAAGUUGCGCUGCAGACUUCUUGGACUCCUUCCUGCACUGCCUGGACACGAACGACCACAACAUCGUCAAAACAACACUCAGGAACCUGGCUGACUACAUUGUGCUGUGCCAAGAACACGCCAACGUUCUAGUCCGAAAGGCUUUUGCUGUCGGCGUUCAAAUGAAAAUCGACACUUCCAACAUCAUAGCUGAUGCCCUGAACAUGCUCAGAUUAGAGGGAUACAAUGAUUAAUAGGACACCCCUCCUUCCAUGUGGACUGUCCCAACUUUACACAGAGAGCCACAGGACAUGGCCACUCCCAUUCGCCCAUGUAGGGAUGUGAAGAUGGUUGAAGGAUAUGAUUAGGACACCCCUUUUUCUACAUGGACCAUCCCAACUUUACACAGAGAGCCACAGGACAUGGCCACUCCCAUUCUCUUGUGUAGGGGUGGUGAACAUGCCGAUACGCUAUUAGGACUCCCCUUUUUCUACAUGGAUCAUCCCAACUUUACACAGAGAGGCACAGGGCAUGGACACUUCCAUUCUCUUAUGUAGGGGUGGUGAACAUACUGAUACUGGAAAGACACACUUAUAAGAACACCCCUUCUUUCUUUAUGGAUCUUUCAAAUCGAAAAACCAACAUGCAUUCAUAAGUGUAUUCCAUUGU
Molecule: messenger RNA, 7282 nt
Organism: Branchiostoma belcheri (Belcher's lancelet)
Lineage: Eukaryota; Metazoa; Chordata; Leptocardii; Amphioxiformes; Branchiostomatidae
Product: integrator complex subunit 1-like
Exons: 54
Coding region: 115-6867 (2250 amino acids)
Biological process (GO): U2 snRNA 3'-end processing
Cellular component (GO): integrator complex
Source: RefSeq, a predicted model, not a curated record